Molecule: messenger RNA, 1101 nt
Organism: Lachancea fermentati
Lineage: Eukaryota; Fungi; Ascomycota; Saccharomycetes; Saccharomycetales; Saccharomycetaceae
Source: the annotation of a GenBank genome assembly
AUGAGCUUUUAUCAACCCUCCCUUUCUCUUUACGACAUCCUUAACGCUCUUUCCAACCAAGCCGCGCUAAGACGCCAGCAGGAACAACCUCACUACAGGAGGCAGCAGGGUCGGAGAGCGCCUGGAGUUUUUGGUCAAGACUUUGAGGGAUAUGGCAGGGGCUAUGAGUAUCCAACUCGUUAUUACUCUGUACAACCUGAGGCGACGUAUUAUCAUCCAGUGUAUUACGGGAGAGAUGGGUAUGAUGAACCUUAUUCAACACAAAGUGCGAUCCCGGAUCAAUCUGAUUACCUAGCAGAAUUGUUAAGAGCGCUUGCUGGGAACACACCAGCUAAUUAUGAAGCAGAAAAUGAUGGAGAUUUAGAUAAUGAUAUCGAAGAGGGGCAAGAAUUAGCGGGAUCUGAGGAAUCAGCUCCAGCUAAUACAUUUUUAGGGGAAGCUAAGAAGGAAAAUGAAAAUAUCGAGCCUAAUGAGUUAGAGAAUCCAUUUGUUGAAGCGCUGAAAAACAAGGUUCAGGAAGCUCUCAAAGGAGAAGAGAACAACCAUGAGGAAAUUAGUAAGAACUCGAUUGAGCCUGGCAAAGAAGAGCAAGCGAAAGACACUAAAUCAGCACUAGACUUACCAAAGCCUGAAAUUCCUUCACCCAUCCCAGAUCCUUUGCAGGUUUCUAAACCUCAGCGUCGUCUGGAUUUGCCAUUUUCACCAGAGGUAAAUGUUUACGACUCGCCGGAAUUAUAUUCUGUUGUUCUGGCUUUACCUGGAGCCAGUUCGAAAUCAUUUAAGAUUGAUUAUCAUCCAUCCUCUCAUGAACUGCUAAUCAAAGGCAACGUUGAAAACAAAAUUGGUAUCGACUCGAAGUUUUUGAGGAUUUCUGAGGUGAAAUACGGUGCGUUUGAGAGGUCUGUAAAACUGCCUGUUCUUCCCCGCAUCAAAGACGAGGAGAUCAAGGCCACAUAUUGUAAUGGUUUAUUACAAGUAAAAAUCCCUAAAAUCAAAGAUGAUACUACAAAACUGCAGCCUAAGAGAAGAAUUGUAAUUGAAGAUGUACCCGAUGAAGAAUUGGUCUUCGAGGAAAAUCCCAAUCCUGUACAGCCUAUGUAG